AUGGAAGAGGAGCUGAAGUGCCCGGUGUGCGGCUCGCUGUUCCGGGAGCCCAUCAUCCUGCCCUGCUCCCACAACGUCUGCCUGCCCUGCGCCCGCACCAUCGCCGUGCAGACGCCCGAGCGCGAGCAGCACCUGCCCGCCUUGCUGCAGCCCCGGGCCCCAGGGGCGGCGGCGGGGCCCGGGCCGGCGGCGGGCUCGGAGGCUGAGUGCGCCGCGGGGGGCGGGAGCGGCGGCGGCGGCGGGGAGCACGCGGACAAGCUGAGCCUGCACAGCGAGAGCGACAGCGGCUACGGCUCCUACACCCCCAGCCUCAAGUCCCCCAACGGGGUGCGGGUGCUGCCGCUGGGGCCGGCCCCGGCCGGCUCCUCUUCGGCGGCUCUGCCCCGCGGGGCGGGCCCCAGCUCGUCCCUCACCUGCCCGCAAUGCCACCGCAGCGCCUCCCUGGACCCGCGCGGCCUCCGCGGCUUCCCGCGCAACCGGCUGCUGGAGGCCAUCGUGCAGCGCUACCAGCAGGGCCGGGCCGCCGCCAAGUGCCAGCUCUGCGACCGCAGCCCGCCCGAGGCCGCCGCCGUGGCGUGCGAGCAGUGCGAGGUGCUGUACUGCGCCGCCUGCCAGCUCAAGUGCCACCCGACCCGGGGGCCCUUCGCCAAGCACCGCCUGCUGCCCCCGCCCAGCCUCCCGGGCGGGCCCGGCAAGGCGGCGGGGGGUGCCCGCAAGUUGCCCACCUGCGCCGAUCACGAGCUGGAGAACUACAGCAUGUACUGCGUGAGCUGCGCUACCCCCGUCUGCUACCAGUGCCUGGAGGAGGGCAAGCACGGCCAGCACGAGGUGAAGGCCCUGGGGGCUAUGUGGAAACAGCACAAGACACAGUUGUCUCAGGCUUUAAAUGGUGUUUCAGAUAAAGCAAAGGAAGCUAAAGAAUUUUUGGUUCAGCUGAAAAAUAUAUUACAGCAGAUACAGGAGAAUGGGUUGGAUUAUGAAGCUUGUCUGGUUGCUCAGUGUGAUGCUCUGGUUGAUGCAUUAACUCGUCAAAAGGCAAAACUGCUCACAAAAGUUACCAAAGAGCGUGAGCACAAAUUAAAGGUUGUUUGGGACCAAAUAAAUCACUGUACUCUGAAGCUACGUCAGUCGACAGGGCUUAUGGAAUACUGUCUGGAAGUAAUCAAAGAAAAUGAUCCCUCUGGUUUUUUACAGAUUUCAGAUGCUUUAAUCAAACGUGUUCAGGUGUCUCAGGAACAGUGGGUCAAAGGAGCCUUGGAACCAAAAGUAUCAGCUGAAUUUGACCUGACUCUGGAUAGUGAACCUUUACUACAGUCAAUUCACCAGCUGGAUUUUAUUCAGAUGAAAUGUAGGGUGCCACCAGUCCCAUUACUGCAGCUGGAGAAGUGUUGUACCCGAAACAACAGUGUGACACUGGCCUGGAGGAUGCCACCCUUUACCCACAAUCCAGUGGAAGGGUAUAUCUUGGAACUUGAUGAUGGAGAUGGCGGCCAAUUCCGAGAAGUGUAUGUUGGCAAGGAGACCCUAUGCACAAUUGAUGGCCUUCAUUUCAACAGUACCUAUAAUGCAAGAGUCAAAGCUUUUAAUUCAUCAGGAGUUGGUCCUUAUAGCAAGACAGUUGUUUUACAGACAUCUGACGUGGCCUGGUUCACCUUCGACCCCUCUUCGGCCCAUCGGGACAUAGUCCUAUCGAAUGACAACCAGACUGCCACUUGUAGUAGUUAUGAUGAUCGUGUUGUUCUGGGCACAGCGGCCUUCUCCAAGGGAGUACAUUACUGGGAACUGCAUGUGGAUCGUUAUGAUAACCAUCCAGAUCCGGCUUUUGGAAUUGCCAGAAUUAAUGUGGUCAAGGACAUGAUGCUAGGAAAGGACGACAAGGCGUGGGCCAUGUAUGUUGACAACAACCGCAGCUGGUUUAUGCAUUGCAAUUCUCAUACAAGUCGGACAGAAGGGGGUGUUUCUAAAGGUGCCACUGUGGGCGUUCUCCUGGACCUAAACAAGCACAGCCUGACCUUUUACAUAAAUGGGCAGCAGCAAGGACCUUCAGCAUUUGAAAAUGUGGAGGGUGUCUUCAUGCCUGCAUUAAGCCUCAACCGAAACGUACAGGUGACUCUGCACACAGGACUGGAGGUGCCACAGAGUGUAAGACAGCCAAAGCUGCCCAGUAACUAACUGAGCUCCUGCUGCCUAACCCUAUGCUGGAUUUUGUAAUCUUUCUAAAUACAAUUUGUCAUUAUUCGCUGUCAGUAGAAAAGCAGUGUCAUCCCUAAAUUAGACUAACACUUAUGCAGAACAUUGCUAACUAGCACUGUGUGAUCUGAUAAUUAAUAUUAAUCCACAUCCAUUUUUAAUUUUACAUUGGUAACAAGAAUGCUUAUAGAAUGUUUUUUUAUUACAAUGGGUGUGCAUUCCUGCAUUUUAGUACAAAAGCACAUAUAUACAGCACACUACAGACACAUAGUGACAGCUAA
This is a messenger RNA of Mauremys reevesii (Reeves's turtle), 2471 nucleotides long. It is a transcript of the gene TRIM67, whose product is annotated as tripartite motif containing 67. The transcript is spliced from 10 exons. The record is from RefSeq and is a predicted model, not a curated record. The coding region runs from base 1 to 2172 and encodes 723 amino acids. Gene Ontology annotation, molecular function: zinc ion binding; protein binding. NCBI's taxonomy places the organism in Eukaryota, Metazoa, Chordata, Testudines, Geoemydidae.